This is a messenger RNA of Siniperca chuatsi (mandarin fish), 1145 nucleotides long. RefSeq names its product odorant receptor 131-2-like. Gene Ontology annotation, cellular component: membrane. The transcript has a single exon. Bases 126 to 1043 code for a protein of 305 amino acids. Gene Ontology annotation, biological process: G protein-coupled receptor signaling pathway. Gene Ontology annotation, molecular function: G protein-coupled receptor activity. Lineage: Eukaryota; Metazoa; Chordata; Actinopteri; Centrarchiformes; Sinipercidae. The record is from RefSeq and is a predicted model, not a curated record.
AGGCAUUUAUGCUUAAAAGAAUUUUUCCUUUUUUUUCAUUGUUCUCAGAAUACAAACACAAAGGGAUUUAUUGUGCUUUGACAUCAACAGGUUAAUAUUUCUCAUGUCUUAAAUGCUUCUCUGAGAUGUCUUACGCAACUCAAUCUCAGGCCAACAUAACUGUUGCAUUGGGGUUACUGGAAAGAGUGAUGCUGUCCACUCUAACUACAGUACCGUGCUGUGUAUUCUUCUUCAUUAAUGUCAUCAUGUUGUUCACCUUGAGGAGUAAACCAGUGUUUUGUCAGACCUCCCGUUACGUUCUUCUGUAUAACCUCCUUUUUGCAGACACUAUGCAGAUGGCAGUCAGCCAGUUACUGUACAUACUGUCUAUGUGUAGAAUAAUGUUGACUUAUCCUGUCUGUGGUCUUCUUGUCAUGUUCACCAAUCUCACAAAUGAAGUCUCCCCUCUCACACUGGUCAUGAUGUCUCUGGAGAGAUAUGUAGCUGUGUGCUACCCUCUGAGGCACGCUACCAUCGUCACCAUCAGAAACACAGCAGUGGCCAUCAUUGUGGUUUGGGCCUUUUGUUCACUAAAUGUCCUCAUUCGAGUUCUUUUGCUUUUAGAUUUUCCAUUUGAAGACCUGGAGAGCCUGCAGAUGACACAAUUUUUUGGUGCACUUGUCAUGUUUCUUGGGCAAAUAUCUGAUCAUUAUGACAAAGCCUAUACUUGUUUUCUGUUUGUAUCAGCUGGCAUGGCAAUCACUUCCUCCUAUAUUGGUGUGAUGAUAGCAGCCAGAUCGGCCUCCACAGACAAAGCUUCAGCCCGUAAGGCUCGUAACACACUGCUGCUGCAUCUGGUGCAGCUGGGCCUCAGUCUCUCCUCAACUAUGAAUAACCCAUUGCUCACAGCUAUCUCAGAAAUUGCAUCGAGGGUAGUACUUGUGCGCAUCCAGAUUGUUUUUUAUGUGUGUGUUUUUCUCCUCCCCAGAUGUUUGAGUGCUCUCAUCUAUGGUCUCAGAGACCAGACCAUCUCUCCUCAACUGUACACAACUCAUUCCUUGUAGCCAGCUCAACAUUUUUAACAAGGGUAAUGUUUGUGCGUUUACAGAAUUUUUUGUAUGUGUGCUUUUUCAUUCUCCCCAGGUGUCUGAGUGCCCUUAUCUAUG